UCAGAACAAGAUCUGUGUGCAUUUCUCUUAGGCAUGUUUUGAGACCCAGAAGGGGAUGAAAGUAGUUAAUGUGCAACGGGAACCUUAAUUUCCGAGAGAAAUCUGUACCUUUCUAUUGACCUUGCUAUAUGCUGCAAGCUAAAUAUUAAACCAUUUUUUGAUCAGUUUAAGUCCAGCCUGGGGAGAAGAAACGGUUAAAGAAAUGUCUCAAGUAUACUUGCAUUCAGCUAAUCAGACUUUGUGUGCAUCUACAAAUGGUACAGGACUGAAAUCAAUCUUUGAUAAUGAAACCGCAAAUGAAAAAUGGACCGAAGACUCCUUUCCAGGAUUAGAAAUACUGUGCACAAUUUAUGUUACAUACGCUGUCAUCAUUUCAGUGGGUCUCCUUGGAAAUGCUAUACUCAUCAAAGUCUUUUUCAAGAUUAAAUCAAUGCAGACGGUUCCAAACAUCUUCAUCACCAGCCUGGCAUUUGGAGACCUACUGCUUUUACUAACAUGUGUGCCUGUAGAUGCAACACGUUAUAUUGUGGAUACCUGGCUCUUCGGAAGGAUUGGGUGCAAGCUGCUGUCUUUCAUCCAGUUAACCUCAGUUGGAGUAUCAGUGUUUACCCUGACUGUUCUCAGUGCUGACAGGUACAGAGCCAUCGUUAAGCCCUUGGAACUGCAGACUUCGGAUGCGCUCCUGAAGACCUGCUGUAAAGCUGGCUGUGUUUGGAUCAUCUCCAUGAUAUUUGCUAUCCCAGAGGCUGUUUUUUCAGAUUUGUAUUCUUUCAGCAAUCCUGAGAAAAAUGUAACUUUUGAGGCAUGUGCCCCCUAUCCUGUAUCUGAGAAGAUCCUGCAGGAAGCUCACUCCCUGGUUUGCUUCUUAGUGUUCUAUAUUGUACCCUUAGCUGUCAUUUCUGUCUACUAUUUUCUUAUUGCCAGAACUUUAUAUAAAAGUACAUCCAACAUGCCAGCAGAAGAACAUGGUCAUGCCCGUAAGCAGAUUGAAUCCCGCAAGAGAGUUGCAAAAACAGUGCUGGUGCUUGUUGCUUUGUUUGCCUUUUGCUGGCUGCCUAACCACAUCCUCUACCUAUACCGCUCUUUUACAUACCAUGCUUCUGUAGAUGCUUCCACCUUUCAUCUGAUUGCUACUAUUUUUUCCCGUGCCUUGGCCUUCAGCAAUUCCUGCGUCAAUCCUUUUGCUCUUUAUUGGCUGAGUAAAAGCUUCCGGCAACAUUUUAAAAAGCAAAUCUCGUGCUGCAAGGCAAAAUUGCGUACAAAGCCUCCCAGUGCCACCCACAGUAAUACGCCCACCAGAGCCCUGUCAGUCACAGGCAGCACACAUGGCUCAGAAAUCAGUGUUACACUGCUAACAGAUUAUAGUAUCACAAAAGAAGAGGAAAGUGUUUAGUCUGUCUGGGAUGAAGAAGGACAGAAAUUGAGCCUUUGCAAUCAAGUCAUUACUGCUGGGAUCCUGGAAAGAGGUGCCAUGCCUUGCCUGUCUGUGAAAGAGUUUUCAUCAGGAGUUCCUCAAUUUUUUAAAUACACAGUAAAGAAACCAAACUGUGUGGGAGAAGCUGCAACAGCUGAACUUUCCAGAGUAAGCUCGAAGGGAUUGUUCAUGUUCCCAAGCACGAACACGGUUCCCUAGCUGGCAUUCCUGGACUGGGCACGGCAGGAGUCAGCAGAGCUGGUGUGAGAAUUGGCUGUGGGGAUGGUUUUGUUCUUGGUGACUUGUUCUUUGACUUGUAACUCAGAGCACCCUCUGUGAAGCACUUGCCUCUACAGCAAGCAAGCAAAACCAUGUAUCCUCAUAACACAAUCAACCAGGCAGAUUUUUAAUUUAUUUAUUUUCUUAUGCUGAAUGUUAAAAAUUGGUAAACGCAUCAGAAAGCAUGCUAAAAUGAAAGAAAACUAAGGUUUUGUAGGUAAAAGAAAAUGAAGGAAAGGUAAGGUUUGUAGUCUGGUGUAAUAAAAAAAAGAAAAGCAAUAUGGGCCAGAUCCACACUAGCCUUUGCUCUGUCAGUGACUUACUUUGAAACUCCGGGUAAGAGCUGACUGCUGUGUAGAGAGAUGUCCUUCCCAGUUCCUAAGGAAGUCAAGGGAAGCAGCAGCUUGGUCAUCUCUCUUAAAAAGCUAUAAUCAUCUUUAACCACACUUGUAAAAGUCUUUGUGAUCUAUGGGUGAAACAUCUCAACAGUGCAAAGUUCUUUAUUGUUAUAGUAAUUUAACAUCAUGAAAUUGGAGUGGAUCUGUAUUAGAGUUCUAGUUUGGCUCAUCAGUGCACUUUUGAAGCGAACCGCUCAAAUGUCCCCUCCUGCCUUACUUUGCUCUGUCUCCCAGAGUGGUCUUGCGUGCACAACCUGGAUUACUCUCAGAUGAAGCUGUGCAUCCAGUCCACGGAACCAGACUAGAGCGAGUUUGAAAUAAAGUCCCCAAAAGCAUAAUCAUUUACCUCCACAGAUCCACUCCUGCUGUAGUGUAAGUGGUCAUAUCUAAGUGGUCUGCACAUUUUCAAGCAUGCUGGGAGAGCUGGAUUUUUCUAUUGCACUAAUUUUCUAUUCUUCAAAUUAUUCAAGUAUUAUCCUUUUUUAAUAUUAGGAUAGACUGUCUUUAUGAGAUAGGCCUUCUAAUCUCAAAUCCACUGAUUUUACGCCUCUGCGUGCAGAGACAAGUCAGUGGCAGCCUAUCAUGGGCAGCCUGUGCAUCCCUAAAAAGCUCAGCAGCACUGCUGGCAGAGACUGUCUUCCCACCAGGAAAUACAGGAGGCAAGUCUUCCUACCCCACAUUACAAAAAUGUUGAAUGACACUUAUUUUUAUGAAUUUUGUGUACCCUGAACGAAAAUUUUGUUCUGUGGGAGUUGGUGAUAGAAAACCCAAUAAAUUUUCCAUGGCUUAAGCUAAGGGACUUCUAUCUCAAGAAAGAAUUUGUGCAUUAAAGUAUAGAGGAGAGGUUGCAACACACAAAUUACACAAAAUAGUGCUGUCGGUCACAGAAGGUUCAAUUUUAACUAACCCUUGAAGAUAUAACACCCCUCCAGCUGCACAGAACAACACAUGGUUGGAAAUCCAUCUAUCCAUGCACCAUUAUUUGAGUUAAUUCUAAGAUAAGAAGAUCUAUUUGCAGUCUCUUUCUGUUGACUGCCCUAAUCAGAAUAAUAAAACCAAACUAUAAAUCCCAAGGGCAUUGGAAUACAACCUCUGUCAGUUUAAUGACAGCCCGUUUUAAUGCCUUUAGGCCCAGCCUUAUUUUACUCCACUCUUCAUGUUACAAGCUGCAAGGCUAUAAGGUCUAACUUUCAAAUGGAUUCUCCCUUUCAUUGUACCAAUGGUACACCAGGACAGCACCACUGAAAUAAACGGAAAUAUAACAGCACAGAAAUACAAUCUAUGGCAAAGCAGACUCCAGAGACCUUAUUUUACUCUCUUAAUAUAACACAUUCUCUGGUAGCGAGCUAUGUACAAAUAUAAAAAACAUAUUGCACUAUUUUCCCCUUCUCUUUUUUUUCUUAACGGAGCUGCAGGGUGAGACUGAAAAAAUUAAAUAAGCCUACACUCUUAUGAGCUUGCUUUUAUCUUCCUGCAUCUUAAUAUAGGGAACUCUAAACAACAGAAAAAUCAAUGAACAUUACAGCUCCUUAUAUCAUUCUUUAUUCUAGCUUAUCAAAGCCUUUGGAAAACAAAUCUGCCACGUGUUUCUGGACUUCACAAUUUGUCUCUGUUGGAGACCAAAUCUCUCACUGCAAAAUCCUUGGCUACACCUCACAGUAGCCCUUAAAAACCAGUUUCCUAAUUCACCAUUUUCCUUGCUUUGCAUGCAGCUACUUUUUGCUUGUGUAACUACUCCUCUAACUGGAUGGUCUAUCUAUUGUUAAUAUAUCCUAUUACAAAAUUGAUGUUUUUGCUAUAUGCUGCACAUGCUUUGGUUAAAGGCUGGCAAUAUUUCAAGCCAUAAUUUAACUAUUCUGUGUACUUUAUGCUUUUAUAAUUCUGUACUUUCAAAUCUUCAUGAUGUAUUGGAGUGAUAUAUUGGUCAACAGUCAUUUUUAUCUAAACAAUCUGAUAUUAUUCUUUCCAUCUAUACCCCCAAUAUAAUUAUCCAUAAAAUGUCUCCACAUUACCAUAACUGGAUUUAGGGGAAAAGGGUUGUUUCCUUUUCAAUCUUUUCUCAGUGUUCCAAAAACCAGUUCUUUCACCCCUAGGUAAUACAAGUGUAUUUCUAUUAAGAGCAUAUGGGUAUAAUGUCUAUUUACAGAAAUACUGAGUGUUAUUUAGCAAAGAACAGGCAUGAAUAAUUAGGGUUUUACUACUUAUAUCCACAAAUGAAGGAACAGGUAGAAAAAGGGCACAAAAUACUGAAAGGCAAGACUCCAUCAAAGGUUUUGUUGUUUGUUUUGAGUAAGUAAACAUGGCUUCUAGAAUGUAUCUUUUUAUAGUUUGUUUGUGAAUGAGAUGUACACAUUAACAGCUUUAAUACAUAUAAAUAUGACAAUUAAUGUUUGUGUCAGCAACAGGUUUAGUAUCAGUACUCUAAUCUGUGCUGUCACUAUGACAUCUGGUUUAGUUUAAAAAAAUCCAUAAAAAUGAACAAAACCAUGUCAAAGCACGGAUAUAGUGUAACAGGCUGCAUCUCCAGCAAAUGGUAUGGAAUAUUAAAGUCAGUUAUGAAA
Molecule: messenger RNA, 4652 nt
Organism: Phalacrocorax carbo (great cormorant)
Lineage: Eukaryota; Metazoa; Chordata; Aves; Suliformes; Phalacrocoracidae
Source: RefSeq, a predicted model, not a curated record